AGCCAAUCGUCUGAGACCUUACAAGAAAGAAGCUGUUGGUUUUGUAGUAGCUGUCGAGCCAAAUUAAAUGGCAGCGUGAGGGAGAAUAACUCACAUUUUCACAGUAGUAAGAGCCAUGUCUCCAGAGGAACCCUUUCCAGACUCUCCAGUUGGUCUGAGCUCCACCAGGGAAGAUGCUCCUCUGAGCUGCGGUGAUCUGGAUGGCUCCCCGGCGGCAGGCAGGAGGAGCAGGGCACACACAACACCCCCAGAGGUUGACAUCAGCUGUCACAGAGACUUUGCCGACAGGGGAAAGAGCCCUUUCCUGAAUAUAUUGAUGGAGGCUGAAGCAGCUGCCAACUCUGCAGCCAUACAGCUUGUGUCUUUUAAAGAUGCCAUGGGAGAUGAGCUUGCAGAUUCUGGACAGUCUGCUACCAAUAAGCACCGAGUUACAAGGCAGAGAGGACUUUUGCUGGAGAAGUUGGAGGAUUUUAAGCGCAUAAAUAAGUCAGUUCGGCAGAAACUGAAACAGCUCCAGCAAUCAGAGGCUGAUCGCAUUGACACUGACAGACAGAUCGAUGUCUUGCUGCAGAAGAUCACACAGGCUGAAAGUGAAAAUCUGCUUCUAAAAAGAGAUUUGAGUGAGACUGAGGAAAGAGUCGAAGAGCUGAUGGACCUGCGGAGAAAAGAAAAGGAGAACAUAGAGAGCGUAGUUCACGUGACCAAGUCUGUGGAAGCCACUCGAGCUCACCUGCAGGGGCAGUUACGCCAAAAGGAAGCCGACAACAACCGUCUGGCUGUGCAGCUUCGGGCUAUGGAGAGAACCGUGACUGAGCAGAAGUUGGAGAUUGCUGAUCUGAAAGUGGCGAUCUCCUCUCUGUCUGAGAAGGCAACACAGGACAAAGACUCGCUCAAGAAGGCCACCCGAGCCCAGAAGCAGAGAGCCGAGAGGUUCGAAGCUGCUGUUGAUAAAUGCUAUACACAGCUUAGAGAGAAGGAUGCUCAGCUGGCCAAAGCUUGCUUGGAAAGAGACUCCUGCAAAAGGCAACAGGAGCAGAUGACAGGGGAGAGGAACCAACUCAUUGCUCAGAUAGAAUUAUUAAAAAGCCAAAUGACAGACUUGACAGCAAGGAUACAAAGAGAGAGGGAUGACUUCAGUGCAGGUAACCAGACUGUGAUAAGGAGGGUUGAAACACUUAAUGCUGAAAAUGGAGACCUCAGCAUCAAUAAUGCAACAAUACAGGCAUCUAUUGCUGAGUUGGAGCAGCAGCUGGCUGAUUCUGAGGCUGCGCUGAUAGAGGAGAAGAUCGUGUCCCAGGAGAGGAAACACCAAGCCAAACAGUACCAAACUCAGGUUGCAGAGCUUCAGGCCGAGGUCGAUGAUCUCAGGAUAAAGUAUGCAAGUGUUUUAAGAGACACAGAGAAUGAGCGAGAUAGAAAAGACAUGGAGGUUGAGAAGAUGGACAGUCAAACCAAAAAGCUGAGAUCAUCUGUGGAGAUGAAAGAGUCCAUCCAUGAGGCGAAUUCACAGCUACAAGAAAAAAUGAAUUCUCUUCACAAGAAGGCGGAGGAGCUGGAGCAGGAGAACCUGGAGCUGGUGCGGAGGCUCGCGGCUCAGGAGGAAGCCCUCAGUUACAGUAACCGGCAGCUGGAUCAGCGCUCUGCAGAGUGCCAGGCGCUCAGCCGACAGCUGGAGGCUGCUCUGUCAGAUGUCAGGCAGCAGGUCAGCAAAGUGAAAGACAAGGCUGCGUCCAGAGAGGAGGCCCUUCACACCAAAACCCUGGAGCUGGAGGCAGAGAAGAGGAGAAUGGAGACUGAGCUGAAGCGUCUUCGUCAGAGCAAGCUGUCUGCAGAGAAACAGUUUGAGCUCCGCCUGAAAGACCUGCAGCUCAGCCUGGACCAAUCAGAGAGCCACAAGCAAAGCAUUCAGAACUAUGUCGAUUUCCUCAAAAACUCAUAUGCGACCAUGUUCGACGAGGGACUUACAUCAUCGAAUUUUGGAUCAUCAUAUUUUUUAAAAUAACUUUAUAUGGAUUUGUCUGUUUUGCUCUUGGAAUUGUAUACUUGUCAUUCAGAUGUACUGUAAAAAUUAUGAGCCCUAUUUAAAUCAGGAUAAUGUGUGUGGAGGAAAAGGUUUAUCUCAGAUGUAGAGUGAUGAAUUGAAUUAAAAGUGUAUUUUUCAUA
Molecule: messenger RNA, 2163 nt
Organism: Myripristis murdjan (pinecone soldierfish)
Lineage: Eukaryota; Metazoa; Chordata; Actinopteri; Holocentriformes; Holocentridae
Product: outer dense fiber protein 2
Exons: 16
Coding region: 116-2002 (628 amino acids)
Biological process (GO): negative regulation of cilium assembly
Cellular component (GO): centrosome; ciliary basal body
Source: RefSeq, a predicted model, not a curated record